UACGUUCUUGAGGUUAUCAACAUCAACUUUAUCAAACUUCGUUAUCAACGCAAGUAUGAGUGGUUUCCGAUCUAAAUACUCGUCGAAAACUAUUAUUUUUGUGCCUUUCUUCGAGGAUACCUUAGAUUGAGUGUGCUCGAUGAGUCCCAAACUAAAAAUACAGUGUAAUAAUGAAGAAACUGAAGUUCCUCUGCGAUCAUAAGGAUGACCAAAUAGCCCAAUUCACCCUUGUGUCAGCUAGUAGCUGGUUUGAUUAUUUCGUAUUUUUUAUACUAAUAGUAUCUUUAUCUCUAAUCUAUAGCUCGUUCGAUGGCGAAAAGAAAGCCAAAGAUUUCUUCUCCUUUUGGUGGAUUUGUCUGUGGAUGUCUUCUUUGGGCUCAUUCAGCUUCAUCAUUUACUCGCUGCUUUUCAGUGUUUCGGCUGAAACUCUGAUCAUUGCUGCUCCUAUCGGAAUUCAGCUGAUGACCUCCUUCAAACUCAGACCCGAUAUUGUCACGUUCCUCCCUUGGAAGAUGGUGAAAGAAUUUCUGAUUCUAGAGGUAUUCACAUGUCAAAAAGUUGUCUUCGUUCUUGCUCUCAUGAAACGAGAAGAGGGGAAAGAGGAUAAACUAGAAAUUUUAUUUCCAGGAACUAAACCACGUCUGCAGCACCUGGAAAAAAUUUAUCAAGUGAGUCGAAGGAUAGUAGAAAAAAAUUCCAGCCCUGUCAAAAGUUCAUGAUAUCAGGCCCUGUGUAAAGCACCCUCUCUUUCAUUCUGGAUGCAAUAUUUUGCGUUCAGUCUUGUAUCUUUCUGUACCUAUGUAUCUUUUUUAAUCUAUUUCACCGAGCUUUUGAGCAUUUCCAGGAACUACAUCAUAAAAAUCCUUCUCUAGUCUUAGAAAAUACCUCUUGUUAAGGCAAUUCCACCCCUCCUAGUUAAAUUUGGUUGAAUAUAAGCUCAACUUUUUAUUUCUCUCAUGCGGAAGCUUGAGAAAACUCAAGUUUUUUGAAAUUCCUCCUUGAAAGCACUAGCUCUACUUUGAGAUGGUCAUUACCACAAUUUCUAAAACUUGAAUAACCAAGGACUGAACAAACGGAGGAAGUAAUAAAAUCAUCAAACGGAGUAAGUAGCUUCCAAAAGCACUCUUACUUCUCAUGAAAAGUGAUGUUUUUAUGUCUCAGUCAUUCGGACCGAUUGAUUCUUUUUCGUACAAAAAUAAUAAACACAUGAAUGAUGAAAUAAAAUAAUGCCGAAUGGGAAUGGAUGGUCAUCUGUAAGCCAUAAAACUUAAAUUUUCUCCCUUGAUUCUUUUAAUCUUUAGAAUUUGGUAGGGACUUCUUAAAAGCAGUUGCUGAAAAUUAUUACCGAAAAAUCCCUUAAGAAUCCCAAUUUUUCAAAACCUUAAGCAUGAUAAAGUUGGUGAAUAAAGUUUGUAUUCGGAGCAAGUUGAUGAGGGAUGGAAUAGCUUGGAUAUCACCAAAAAUAUAGAAACAUCCUGAAUGAAGAUUCUGAAAAAAUAACUAUGUCUAAGUUAUUUACCGUGUAAAGUUGGUUUUCUCAUCUAAAUUACAGGGUCUAUCAUAAAAGUUUCCUUUUACCGUUUUAAGGUGUUAUGAAUGUGUUCAUGUAAAAAUUGUAGACUGAAGUACGCGGAAUAAUGUCCAACAUGUCUACAUUGCAGAGUCUUCCUAUUCCAGUAGCAAUGGCAUUCAAAUUAAUUUAAAUUGCUUGACAUUAAAACUUGAGUUUCAUUUUUGACCAAGCAAUGAAGAUUUUAAUUGAAAGUCUUCAUCGCCUAAAUUUUUCUACGAAGCAACCUCCUAAUUUCAUGAAACAAGAAAAAAAAAUUUCUACCGACAGUCAAGUUUGAAUAGAAAAAUUGAACAUGCUAGUUCACCAUGAAUUUUUCGUUCUUUGUCUCAAAGUUUAUCCCUUGAGGAAAUCAAGUAGAGGUGGAUCAUGACUACUAUGUAUUUUUCGCAGUUACUCAAUAUGUUUUGAAAAUGGUUGUAUGUAAACUGUGUCUAAAAUUUUACUCUUUGUCCUGGAGUUUGUGUUAAAGCUAGACAAUUGUCACCUUAGAAUCCUCAGAAAUUAAGAGGGUAUUCUAAUUCCAUCCAAAAGAUAAAAACUGUUCUAGUCCAGAGGUUUGAGACAUAAAAGACAGGUUUAAGACGUAACUUUAAAAAGUUUUAUUAGUUUUCCUCCCUCAGUUGUUACCAUCUCUUAACCUCUGUUUUGCAGUUUUUGUGUAAAAAUGACAUUAGAUAUAAUUUUCUUUUACACAGAGUUCCUUCAUUAUACUGACAACGAGUUUAGAAAACAUUGUAUAGCUAGAAAUAUGAAUAUUUUUUUUAUCGCUUGAUAUAAAGAAUGUUUCCCAUGGCUCCUCAUUUUCUGCGGAAGCUAGGGAAGCAGGUUAUUUUGGAAGAACCACAGCUUGGUUCCUUUCAAACACUAUGCACUCAGAAUUUUUGUUGGUGUUUUACUACAGGAAUUCAAUGAGCAGAAGAUAAGAUGGCGAUUUAAUUUGCUUCCUAUAUUUUAAAUAUGAAGGAAAAAUUCCUUUUCUAUAGAAUUCUGGUUGUAUAAUCCUGAAUUGGAUUAAUUUUUCCUUUGUAAGACAUAUCAUUACCUUAUAGUUUUUGCCCUGAAAAGUGGUGGAUGAAGUGCUCAGUCCGGUGAACAACUCUGCUUAUUAUUUAAGUGUUGAUUCGCCUUGGUAAACCUGGGUCAUUUAAAUUAGUUAACGAACCUGCGUUUCAACCCUUAAAUAAUAGCUUUUUUAGUUGCUUUCCCCCUUGCAUACCUUUUUUUGUGGCGUUGACUAUAAAUGUUUUCUUUAUGGAGGGAUUAGACAAAAUGAAAUACUAUGUCUGCGGAUGUAGCAAGUGCUGUGCAUAGUAAUCAACAAGGCAAAUAAGUUUACAAAAAAUGUUUAAAAUUUAGUUUAAUUUUUGUUUCUAAACUUUUUUUUAAAAAAAAAAAAAAUAAAUAAAAUCACUUCAUUUAAGCAACCAAUUUUUUUGAAGAAAGGGGGGAGGGUUAGGGUCCCCUUGUUUUCCUCGCAGAAACCUCAAUUUAAUUCUACUGCCACAAUUUGUAUAAAUUGCUGGGAAUAUCCACUGGGUCCUCUGUCAUUUUAUAUCACUGGCCACUCGUUUGUUUAAAGACUGAUAACUGCUGUGAGUUCUCAUAAUACCUCAAAUAUUUUUCAGAGGUAUUUCCCUAAUAUCUGGUGCAAUCAUUCCAACACGAGAGUACUUGUAGUCCCCCCCUCCCUUUUAAAUAAUUUUUAAUUUGUAUCUACAUACGUCCGAAAUACCUAGCCAUACUUCUGAGAAGUGAAACAGUAUUAGAAAAUUAUCUCCUUCAUUUUGGAGCUCUCGCAUUUAUAAUCGAUGUUCCAAAAUUCAAAUUAGAAAAUAGUUUGUUGAUUUUUUUUACAUUGUAUACAUUUUCAUAAAUCUAAUACCGAUAAAAUUCCUUACUUAUUUUUAACUGUAAAAGUAUGGCAUCUCCAGUGCGGAUAUGGCUGAGCAAAAGUCAGAGAGUAACACAUGUGACGAAGUCGGUGUCAUGCAGAAUUAAUGCGCCCAGUACGAAAACAGCCAAAUUCUUCAACUUAGUCUGGGCUUACUAACCAAAUUUUUCUAGAGUGUCACUCCACAAGUCAAGUCUACGAUGCUGUACUUUAAAAAGGAAUUACCAACUGAAUGAGUCUACUUUCUUUUAACUAUGCUUUUUGUAAUUUCCAUUCAUUUAUGAAUGCUGGUGAGUUUUAGUUCAAUUUUCAUGAUUUGUACCGGUGGAACUCUGCUGUGUGCUUUUAUCAAUUCCCAUUUCAUCUUUUGUUCUUAUGUACGAUCUUUUUGUUUAUAUGAUCAAAAUUGGAAGAGAGGAAAAAGUUUCUUUAGUAUCAGUAUCUGUUCACUGAUAUCUUUUCCAAGAAGAAACAGAAUUGAUGCUUGCACAAAAAGGCCAAGGAAAGUGUUCUAUUUGAAGAUGGUCCUGACACUACUUAAGGAAAUGCAUUAUUUCUGUAUGACUUCCUCUCUAAUGUAACGUAGCUCUUGAAUCCCUUCCACUGAAUUGUAUAUAAGAAAAUGUGUCCUAAGGAUGCACUUUCUCAUCAUGUUUAAAUAUUGCUUCCGAUCGUCAAUUAUUGGAGGGUCAUUGCUUAUAUAUACCUAAUUAUAGUGGAUUGCUCGAUCAAAUCUGCUGUUUUGAACGAGUGUGUACCAAAAUGUUUUGAUUCUUUAAGUAAAUUCACCGAGCAAGUGUUUAUUGUUUAAGCAAUUCUUGUUACUUUUUUAUAAAAAAAUUAAAUAAAUUGUCACAGUUUUUGAA
Bemisia tabaci is the source of this 4330-nucleotide messenger RNA. The record is from RefSeq and is a predicted model, not a curated record. Lineage: Eukaryota; Metazoa; Arthropoda; Insecta; Hemiptera; Aleyrodidae.